ACUAGGGCUGUAGCAGAAGCGGGUAAACUGAAUCCCUCCGGCGGCAACAACCGGGGCGGCCCUUGGUUCCGCUGCGGUUCUUGGGGUGGAAUGGCGUUCCCUUGCCUGGAAGACCCAACUUUGGAGAGGAAUUUCAAAGGCCACCGGGAUGCAGUAAUUAGUGUGGAUUUCAGUCUAAAUAAGAAACAGCUAGUAAGUGGUUCUAUGGAUUCUUGUUUGAUGAUCUGGAGUAUGAAACCUCAGAUGAGAGCUUAUCGCUUUGUGGGUCACAAAGAUGCAGUAAUGUGUGUUAAUUUUUCACCAUCUGGCCACCUGAUUGCUUCAGGUUCUAGAGACAAAACAGUUCGCUUGUGGGUUCCAAGUGUCAAGGGAGAAUCGACUGCAUUCAAGGCUCAUACGGCAACAGUCAGAAGUGUUCACUUUUCUAAUGAUGGCCAGUCAUUGGUUACAGCCUCUGAUGACAAAACAGUCAAAGUAUGGGCUGUUCACAGACAAAAAUUCUUAUUCUCCCUGAAUCAGCACAUAAACUGGGUUCGCUGUGCCAAGUUUUCUCCUGAUGGAAGAUUGAUUGUAUCAUCGAGCGAUGACAAAACAGUCAAGCUUUGGGAUAAAGCAAGCCGAGAAUGUAUACAUUCUUUUUGUGAGCAUGGUGGGUUUGUCCCUCAUGUGGACUUUCAUCCUAGUGGUACAUCCAUUGCUUCAGCUGGCACUGACAACACAGUGAAAGUGUGGGAUGUCAGGAUGAACAGGCUGCUGCAACAUUAUCAAGUUCACAGUGCUUCAGUGAACUGCCUGUCCUUUCACUCCUCUGGAAACUACCUCAUUACUGCUUCUAAUGAUUCAACCCUAAAAAUAUUGGAUUUACUAGAAGGCAGGCUGCUGUAUACCCUACAUGGCCACCAGGGACCAGCUACCUGUGUUUCUUUUUCAAGAACAGGAGACUUUUUUGCAUCUGGAGGUUUUGAUGAGCAGGUAAUGGUUUGGAAGACAAACUUUGAUGCUGCUGAUUAUGGUGAUACACUAAAAACCCAGAAAUAUAGUAUGAAUGUGAAUGGUGUUGAUUACGGUAGUAACCUGAAAACACAGAAAUCCAGUAUGCAUAUGAAUGGCAGUUUUAACAGUAUGAAACCAAUGGACACUGCCAGCAGUGAGCAACAAAAAUCUGGAAUUAACAGAGAAGAAAAGCACCUGGAGAUGGAUUUUGGAGACUUUCCAGUUAAACAAAAAACUCAGGAAGCUGGAAGUGCAGAAUCAAUCCAAAGGCAGCAAGAACAGAUGGAUGAGGUUGGGCUUACCAGCACUCUCCAGCACAUUGUGGGACAGUUGGACGUUCUCACUCAGACCGUUUCCAUUCUAGAACAAAGAUUAACUUUAACAGAAGACAAGCUGAAGGAGUGUCUUGAGAAUCAACAAAAAAUUGCUCAAAGUAAAUCUAACUGAUUCUCCCCCGAGCUGAUGAAGGCAUUUUGUGUGUGAAUGUUUUUAAAGUGAAACAUACCUUAUUUUAUUAGAAUAAAUUGUAUAGCUAAUGAUGCUUGAAAUAAAUUUUGGUUAAGAUUAAACUUUCCUUUCUUAUUAAAAAUG
Molecule: messenger RNA, 1584 nt
Organism: Candoia aspera
Lineage: Eukaryota; Metazoa; Chordata; Lepidosauria; Squamata; Candoiidae
Gene: POC1A
Product: POC1 centriolar protein A
Exons: 12
Coding region: 91-1440 (449 amino acids)
Biological process (GO): cilium assembly
Cellular component (GO): ciliary basal body; centriole
Molecular function (GO): protein binding
Source: RefSeq, a predicted model, not a curated record